CUUUUCAUAUCAUGAAGUGCCAGAAAUUGUACAAUGGAAGCGAAAUACCUAUUUUAGGACUGGGAACAUAUAGAAUAAAUACAAUUGAAGAGCUUCGCCCAGUAGUUUAUGAGGCUGUUCGUUCGGGAUAUCGACUGAUAGACUCUGCUACUGUUUAUCGCAAUGAGCAAGUACUGGGGCAGAUCCUAAAAGAAGUUUUUGCUGAUCCUUCUUUUGGUGUUCAAAGAAAAGAUCUUUUUAUUACUUCAAAACUUUCUCCGCAGAACCAAGGCUAUGAUGCUUGUUACAAAGCUGUCACAGAAUCUUUAAACAAGUUUGAUUUGGAUUAUCUUGAUCUGUAUUUGAUUCAUUGGCCUGGCACGGCAAAAAAGAAGUUAUCUGAUCCAAUUAAUCAGACAAACCGUACUGAAAGCUAUAGAGCAUUAGAGCAGCUGUACAAGGAAGGCAAAUUGAAGCAUAUUGGUGUCUCUAACUACACAGUGAACCAUCUAAAGUACUUAUUGGAUCAUUGUACUAUCGUUCCUCAUGUUCAUCAGUUUGAAUUGCAUCCAUGCUUGUUUCAAGAAGAUUUGUUCGAUUUGUGCCAAAAAAACAAGAUUCAGAUACAAGCCUAUUCAAGCUUGGGGGAAGGUCAAUUGGUUAAUGGUGAAAUCCAGAUACCACAUUUGCAAACUAUUGCAGACAAGCUGAAUGUGUCUAUUGCUUUAGUUUUAUUGAGAUGGGCUGUUCAGCAUGGUUGGUUGAUUAUACCAAAAUCAAAGACAGCUACUAGAAUAAGGGAAAAUGCGGCUGUGUUUUCAUUCAACAUAGAAGAUCAGGGUAUGAAACUACUUGACACUAUUCAUACAACAGAACAUAGACGUUUCUGCUGGGAUCCAAGCGAUAUUUAUUAAAUCCUGCUCCUGAUAACUAUGGAAGUUUUAGUAAACAUUUCAGGACGCAAAUGUGUACUGGAUAAGUAAAGUUCAAAAAUAAAACACAUUGCAUUUGAAAC
Gilbertella persicaria is the source of this 994-nucleotide messenger RNA. RefSeq names its product NADP-dependent oxidoreductase domain-containing protein. Bases 12 to 893 code for a protein of 293 amino acids. The record is from RefSeq and is a predicted model, not a curated record. NCBI's taxonomy places the organism in Eukaryota, Fungi, Mucoromycota, Mucoromycetes, Mucorales, Choanephoraceae. The transcript has 7 exons. Gene Ontology annotation, molecular function: oxidoreductase activity.